Nothoprocta perdicaria is the source of this 6873-nucleotide messenger RNA. It is a transcript of the gene CACNA1E, whose product is annotated as calcium voltage-gated channel subunit alpha1 E. The record is from RefSeq and is a predicted model, not a curated record. Gene Ontology annotation, molecular function: high voltage-gated calcium channel activity; calcium ion binding. The transcript has 48 exons. Gene Ontology annotation, cellular component: voltage-gated calcium channel complex; neuronal cell body; membrane. Lineage: Eukaryota; Metazoa; Chordata; Aves; Tinamiformes; Tinamidae. Gene Ontology annotation, biological process: calcium ion import across plasma membrane; chemical synaptic transmission.
AUGGCUCGCUUCGGGGAGGCCGUGGCCGGCAGGCUGGGCUCCGCGGAUGGAGGCGCCGAGCAGAACCGGAGCCGGCCAGGAGCUCCCGCGCCCGCGGGAGGCACCCCGGGAGCCUUCAAGCAAACCAAAGCGCAGCGAGCCCGGACCAUGGCUCUGUACAACCCCAUCCCCGUCCGGCAGAACUGCUUCACUGUCAACAGAUCGCUAUUCCUCUUUGGGGAAGAGAACAUAGUCAGAAAAUACGCCAAGAAGCUCAUCGACUGGCCUCCCUUCGAGUACAUGAUCCUGGCGACCAUCAUCGCCAACUGCAUCGUGCUGGCGCUCGAGCAACACCUUCCCGAGGACGACAAGACCCCCAUGUCCCGGAGAUUAGAGAAGACCGAGCCGUACUUCAUCGGGAUCUUUUGCUUCGAGGCUGGGAUUAAGAUUGUCGCUCUUGGAUUUGUUUUCCACAAGGGCUCGUACCUGCGCAACGGCUGGAACGUCAUGGACUUCAUCGUGGUCCUCAGUGGCAUCCUCGCCACUGCCGGGACGCACUUCAACACGCACGUGGACCUGCGGACCCUGCGCGCUGUGCGCGUGCUCCGGCCUCUGAAGCUCGUCUCGGGCAUUCCCAGUCUGCAGAUCGUGUUGAAAUCCAUCAUGAAGGCCAUGGUGCCUCUUCUGCAGAUCGGCUUGUUGCUGUUUUUCGCCAUCCUGAUGUUUGCCAUCAUCGGCCUGGAGUUUUACAGUGGGAAGCUGCACCGGGCCUGCUACACAAACAAUUCAGGUGAACUAGAGGAGCUGGACCCCCCACAUCCGUGCGGGGUGCAGGGUUGCCCCCCAGGUUACGAGUGCCGCGAGUGGAUCGGUCCCAACGAUGGGAUCACGCAGUUCGACAACAUCCUCUUUGCUGUGUUGACCGUCUUCCAGUGCAUCACCAUGGAAGGGUGGACCACAGUCCUGUACAACACCAAUGAUGCCUUAGGAGCCACCUGGAACUGGCUGUACUUCAUCCCCCUCAUCAUCAUUGGAUCCUUCUUUGUGCUCAACCUCGUCCUGGGGGUGCUGUCAGGGGAAUUCGCCAAAGAGCGUGAGAGAGUGGAGAACCGCCGAGCCUUCAUGAAGCUGCGGCGGCAGCAGCAGAUCGAGCGGGAGCUGAACGGCUAUCGUGCCUGGAUAGACAAAGCAGAGGAAGUCAUGCUGGCUGAAGAGAACAAAAACUCUGGGACUUCGGCCUUGGAAGUGCUCAGGCGAGCCACCAUCAAAAGGAACCGGACAGAUGCCAUGAAUCGUGACUCCAGUGACGAGCACUGUGUAGAUAUCGCCUCCGUCGGCGAGCGGAGAUUGGCUCAGAGAAGACCUCUUCAUCCAACCUUAGGUAACCCCUUGAGUCGCUCCAACAUCAAAGGUGCCAGAUUGAAUGGUGCUACUUAUUUUCGGCACAAAGAGCGACUCCUGCGCAUCUCUGUCCGCCACAUGGUGAAAUCCCAGGUCUUCUACUGGAUUGUCUUGAGCCUGGUAGCUCUCAACACUGCCUGCGUGGCCAUCGUCCACCACAACCAGCCAGCCUGGCUCACCCACUUCCUCUACUAUGCAGAGUUCCUGUUCCUUGGGCUCUUUCUCCUGGAGAUGUCCUUAAAGAUGUAUGGGAUGGGGCCACGCCUUUACUUCCAUUCGUCAUUCAACUGCUUUGACUGCGGGGUCACAGUGGGAAGCAUCUUUGAAGUGGUUUGGGCUAUCUUCAGACCAGGGACUUCUUUUGGGAUCAGCGUCCUACGAGCUCUCCGGCUCCUGCGAAUAUUUAAAAUAACCAAGUAUUGGGCAUCCCUGAGGAAUUUGGUGGUUUCACUGAUGAGCUCCAUGAAAUCUAUUAUCAGCCUGCUCUUCCUCCUCUUCCUCUUCAUUGUAGUCUUUGCACUGUUGGGAAUGCAGCUGUUUGGAGGCAGGUUUAAUUUUAUUGAUGGGACACCUUCAGCCAACUUUGACACUUUCCCUGCCGCCAUCAUGACAGUGUUCCAGAUCCUGACGGGUGAGGACUGGAAUGAGGUGAUGUACAAUGGCAUCCGCUCCCAGGGAGGUGUCCGCUCGGGCAUGUGGUCCUCCAUCUAUUUCAUCGUCCUCACCUUGUUUGGAAACUACACCCUGCUGAACGUCUUCUUGGCCAUUGCCGUGGACAACCUGGCCAAUGCUCAGGAGCUCACUAAGGAUGAGCAGGAGGAAGAGGAGGCCUUUAACCAGAAGCAUGCCCUUCAAAAAGCCAAGGAAGUCAGCCCGAUGUCUGCCCCGAACAUGCCUGCUCUCGAAAGAGACAGGCGGAGGAGACACCACAUGUCGAUGUGGGAGCCACGCAGCAGCCACCUACGGGAGCGUCGCCGGCGGCACCACAUGUCCGUGUGGGAGCAGCGCACCAGCCAGCUGCGGCGGCACAUGCAGAUGUCCAGCCAGGAGGGCAUCAACAACGACGAGCCGCCGCUCAUCAACCCGCACGCCAGCAUCUUCCGCAGGAAGAAGCCCGGCGAAGGCGUCGCGCUGGAGAAGUGCGAGGAGGAGCAGGGCGCCAAGGGCGCGCGGGCGCCCGCCGAAGGCCCCGAGCAGCCGGCCAAGCCCGGCGAGGAGCGGAGGAGCCCGUCGCCGCGGGCCAGGCGGGACAAGGAGCCGUGGCUCCAGAAGUCGUGUCACGGGAACUGCGAGCCCGGCGAGCAGGACGGCAGUGGAGGGGGCAUUGAGGACAGAGCCCGGCUGCGGCAGAGCCAGCGGCGCAGCCGGCACCGGAAAGCCAGGACUGAGGGGAAGGAGCCCGCUGGGACUCUGGAGAGCCGCUCGGCCAGCCAGGAAACGGGCCUGGAGGAGUCUGGCCCCGCGGAGGGGCCGCAGGAUGGGGACCGGCUCCGGGCUGCCGCUGCAACGGAGAACCUGCUCGAGGGGGAGCUGGAGGGGAGCCAGGAGAGCACAAGGUAGGGGCUGCCGACCCGUGAGGGCAGCCCCCGGCAAGCUGUGCCCGAGCAGGGCCAGGGCAAGACCGGCAGCCUCACGGAGCAGGACUGCAGCAGCCUGGACACCAGCGAGCAAGCCCUGCUGGGCAGCCUGCAGCUGGAGGCAAGUCGAGCCGUGAGCAGGAGCGAGCCUGACCUCUCCUCCGUCACCACCAGCGCCGAGAAGGCCACAGAGAGCACCACCAUCAUGAUUGACGUCCAAGACUCCACUGUGGUACAGAUUAGCAACAAGACAGACGGAGAAGCCAGCCCCUUAAAGGAGGCAGAGAGUAAAGAGGAUGAGGAGGAGAUGGAGAAGAAGAAACGGAAGAAAGAGAAAAGUGAGACAGGCAAAGCAAUGGUGCCUCACAGUUCCAUGUUCAUCUUCAGCACGACGAACCCGGUGCGCAGGGCCUGCCACUACAUCGUGAACCUGCGCUACUUCGAGAUGUGCAUCCUGCUGGUGAUCGCGGCCAGCAGCAUCGCCCUGGCCGCCGAGGAUCCCGUCCUGACCAACUCCGACCGCAACAAGGUACUGAGGUAUUUUGACUACGUUUUCACUGGUGUCUUCACCUUCGAGAUGGUUAUCAAGAUGAUCGAUCAGGGCUUGAUCCUGCAGGACGGCUCCUACUUCCGGGACCUCUGGAAUAUUCUGGAUUUUGUGGUGGUGGUGGGAGCGCUGGUGGCUUUCGCCUUGGCGAAUGCUUUAGGGACCAACAAAGGCCGGGAUAUCAAGACCAUCAAGUCUCUCCGUGUGCUGCGAGUUUUGCGGCCUCUGAAGACCAUCAAGCGACUACCCAAGCUCAAGGCUGUCUUCGACUGCGUUGUGACCUCGCUGAAGAACGUCUUCAAUAUCCUCAUUGUCUACAAGCUCUUCAUGUUCAUCUUCGCUGUCAUUGCUGUCCAGCUCUUCAAGGGGAAGUUUUUCUACUGUACUGACAGCUCUAAGGACACAGAGAAAGACUGCAUAGGGAACUAUGUGGACCAUGAGAAGAACAAGAUGGAAGUGAAGUGUCGGGAAUGGAAACGCCAUGAAUUUCACUAUGACAAUAUAAUCUGGGCUUUGCUUACCCUGUUUACAGUCUCCACUGGUGAAGGUUGGCCCCAGGUGCUGCAGCAUUCGGUGGAUGUGACGGAGGAGGACCGCGGGCCCAGCCGCAGUAACCGCAUGGAAAUGUCCAUUUUUUAUGUCGUCUAUUUUGUGGUCUUCCCUUUCUUCUUCGUCAACAUUUUUGUGGCUCUCAUCAUCAUCACAUUCCAAGAGCAAGGAGACAAAAUGAUGGAGGAGUGCAGCCUGGAGAAGAACGAGAGAGCCUGCAUAGACUUUGCCAUCAGUGCCAAGCCCCUCACGCGCUACAUGCCGCAGAACCGGCACACCUUCCAGUAUCGGGUCUGGCACUUCGUGGUCUCCCCGUCCUUUGAGUACACCAUCAUGGCCAUGAUAGCACUGAACACCGUGGUGCUGAUGAUGAAGUACUAUUCUGCUCCAUACACCUAUGAGCUGGCCCUGAAGUACCUGAACAUUGCGUUCACCAUGGUGUUCUCCUUGGAGUGUGUCCUCAAGAUCAUUGCUUUUGGCUUCCUGAAUUAUUUCCGGGACACCUGGAACAUCUUCGACUUCAUCACUGUCAUCGGCAGCAUUACGGAGAUCAUCCUGACAGACACCAAGUUGGUGAACACCAGCAGCUUCAAUAUGAGCUUUUUGAAGCUGUUCCGGGCUGCUAGGCUCAUCAAGCUGCUCCGCCAGGGUUACACGAUUCGCAUCCUACUCUGGACUUUUGUGCAGUCCUUCAAGGCGCUCCCGUAUGUCUGCCUCUUGAUUGCGAUGCUUUUUUUCAUCUAUGCGAUCAUUGGGAUGCAGGUCUUUGGGAAUAUCAAGCUCGAUGAGGAAAGUCACAUUAACCGGCACAACAACUUCCGCAGCUUUUUGGGCUCCCUGAUGCUCCUCUUCAGGAGUGCCACGGGGGAGGCCUGGCAGGAGAUCAUGCUGUCCUGCCUGGAGGGCAAGGGCUGCGAGCCAGACACCACGGCGACGUCGGGGCAGAACGAGAACGAGCGCUGCGGCACUGACCUCGCCUACGUUUACUUCGUCUCCUUCAUCUUCUUUUGCUCUUUCCUGAUGCUCAACCUGUUUGUGGCGGUCAUCAUGGACAAUUUUGAAUACCUGACUCGGGAUUCUUCCAUCCUGGGACCUCACCAUCUAGAUGAGUUUGUUCGGAUCUGGGCAGAGUAUGACAGAGCAGCGUGUGGCCGAAUCCAUUACACUGAGAUGUAUGAAAUGCUGACUCUUAUGUCACCACCGCUAGGCCUCGGCAAGAGAUGUCCUUCCAAAGUGGCCUAUAAGAGACUGGUGCUGAUGAACAUGCCCGUAGCUGAGGACAUGACAGUCCACUUCACCUCCACCCUGAUGGCGCUGAUACGCACAGCCUUGGACAUCAAAAUCGCCAAAGGUGGUGCUGACUGGCAGCAGCUGGACUCAGAGCUUCAGAAGGAGAUCCUGACCAUUUGGCCUCAUCUGUCACAGAAAGUGCUUGACCUGUUGGUACCUAUGCCAAAAACCUCUGACCUGACUGUUGGCAAAAUAUAUGCAGCCAUGAUGAUCAUGGAUUACUACAAGCAGAGCAAAGCGAAAAAGCAGAGGCAGCAGCUGGAGGAACAGAAGAAUGCUCCAAUGUUCCAGCGCAUGGAGCCUUCCUCUUUGCCGCAAGAAAUCAUCUCAAAUGCCAAGGCUCUGCCUUAUCUCCAGCAGGACACCCUCUCGGGCCUGAGCAGCCGUGGUGGGUUCCCCUCGCUGAGCCCGCUCUCGCCGCAGGAGAUUUUCCAGCUGGCCUGCAUGGAUUCGACACAUGGGCAGUACCAGGAGCACCAGUCCCUGGAGCCAGAGGUUAGGGAAUUUCAGAGAGUGCAGCCCUCUAACCGUGGCAACUACCUUCCUGUGGACACUCAGGACCACGCUGUAUCUGGGAGGGCCGCCUCCAUGCCUCGUCUCACUGUGGAUCCCCAGGUGGUCACAGACACUAGUUCCAUGCGGCGAUCGUUCUCCACCAUCCGGGACAAGCGCACCAACAGCUCCUGGCUGGACGAGUUCUCCAUGGAGCGCAGCAGCGAGAACACGUACAAGUCCCGCCGGCGCAGCUAUCACUCCUCGCUCCAGCUCUCGGCCCGGCGCCUCAACGCUGACUCAGGCCACCGGUCCGACGGCCACCGCUCGGGCGGUAGGGAGCGGGGCCGAUCCAAAGAGCGCAAGCACCUGCUGUCCCCGGACAUCUCCCGCUGCAACUCGGAGGAGAGGAGUCCCCAGGCACACGACGAGUCUCCGGAGAGGCGGCGUGAGUCCCGGUCACCCAGCGAGGGCAGGUCGCAGACACCCAACAGGCAGGGAACGGGCUCCUUGAGCGAAAGCUCCAUCCCCUCCAUGUCGGACACCAGCACCCCCCGGCGAGGCCGCCGCCAGCUGCCGCCGGUGCCCCCCAAGCCGCGUGCCCUCCUCUCGUACGCGUCCAUGCUGCGGCGCGCCGGGGACGCCUCGCCGCCCGCUGACGACAGCGAGGGCGGCUCCCCGCUGCUCUGCCAGGCCCUCGAGGCCAACGCCGCCGGCCCCACCGAGUCUUCCAGCUCCCCGCCGGGGAAGCAGAGCCGGCAGUCGACCCCGCAGCGCUACAUCUCGGAGCCCUACCUGGCCCUGCACGACGACUCGCACGCCUCGGACUGCGGCGAGGAGGAGACGCUCACCUUCGAAGCGGCCGUCGCCACCAGCCUCGGCCGCUCCAACACCAUCGGCUCGGCGCCGCCGCUGCGGCACAGCUGGCAGAUGCCCAACGGGCACUACCGGCGGAGGCGGCGAGGGGCCGGGCAGGGCGUGAUGUGCGGGGCCAGCAUCGACGUGCUCAGCGACACCGAGGAAGACGACAAGUGCUAG